CCUAGGCUGAUCUCCGGCGAGCGAGUUCGGUGCAACUCACCAGGGCAUCCAUCUCGAUCGUCGUGGUCAAUUUCGAGGGAAGGAUGGCAGUGUACUACCGGUCCAUGUGCAGCCGGGACACGUUCCCCCUGCCAGUUGCCGCGCCAUCCAUCUCCGUCGGCGAGCUCAAGGGCCUUAUCAUGGAGACAGGCCGCUAUGGUCACGGCCGGACACGCGGCCGGAGUCCCAGGGAGAGCAUCACGAUCUCCAACGAGCAGGGCGAGGAGUACGCGGACGACAGCGCGUUGGUCCUGCGCAACUCGACGGUGGUGGUGCGCCGCCGAGUGGCCGGGCCUCCGGCCGAUAGGAUCGUGCUGUGUCCGUCCGACAUACCCCCUCUAUGCCCUAGAUCGAGGCAAGACAGCGGUGGUUCGUCGUCGAAUUCGGCCUCGAGGUCCGCCGGAAACCAGGACGACCAGGCCAAAGCUACCAGCGCGGUGAUCGACAACGGCCGUGGAGCAGCGCACAAGGGGCGGGCGCCGCCGGCCGGGUACGUGUGCCACAGGUGCCGUAUCCCGGGCCACUUCAUCCAGCACUGCCCCACAAACGGCGACUCCAGAUUCGACUUCGGAAGGGCUCCGGUGCCUGCCCCUGGGCCGGCCGACGAGAGCAACGACGACGGCUUCCCGGCGGAUCUCCACUGCAGGAUUUGCAAGGAGGUGAUGGCCGACGCGGUGGUGGCGAGCAAGUGCUGCUUCAACAGCUUCUGCGACCGGUGCAUCCGAGCGCACAUCGUCGCCAACUGCAAGUGCGCGUGCGGGGCCAAGGCGAGCGCGGACGAUCUGAUCCCCAACCCGACGCUGCGCACCACCAUCUCCAACAUCCUCACCGCCAGGGCCGGCACCGCUUCGAGUGGAGCAGGGAAGCAGAGCAGCUCCGCCGCAAGCAACGAGGUCGCGGCGCCCACGCGUCAGGCUCAAAGUCCGGCAGCGUCGCAGGAGAGCAGCAGCGGCAGCCACGCUUCUUCCAAGAAGGGUGCUAACUCGGAGUCGGAGCACAGCGACGGCAAAUCGACGUCGGCUUCAGCGGCGCACGAGACGGCGGACACAGCGGCUAACCAUGUCGAUGAUCAGCAUGGCUACAGCGUUCCCUUUGCCCCGGCGUGCUACGACCCUUUUCUUGGUGGGAUGCCGUGGCCAGCUGAUCCUUCCAUGUACUACGGCUACGCCGGCAUGCCCUACGCUUACGGCGGCGGUUACCCGAUGGGUUCGAACGCCAUGGGCGGCAACAUGACAGUACCACCACAAACACGGAACGACGGCGGACCGUAUGGUUACCACGGCAGGAAGAGGACGCGCGCAGAUUGUGAGGAUCAGAGCUUCAAGAGAAAGUGCGGUGGAGGCAGAUCACAGGCCACCUUAGUUUUGACGUAGUACUACAAGCUAGCUGGUGCCCAACUGCACAAUGCAGAGGUUCUGAUAGGCAGAUCACAGGCAGAGGUUCUGAUAGCUUCAAAUGCCUUGUAAUGUAUAACCAGCAGUACUGGUUUAGCAAAGAGCUGCAGGCCCUCAUGCGCAGCUCUUUGUCUUCCCAUGUAAUUUGAUUUUACUGAUCCUCAUGGGGUGAACCGAACUUAGGUGCAGCCCUUUUGCUUUUCCAAUAAAAAAUAUUCAUCCAACCUUUUUCCUUAUUUUGAAGGGGUA
Messenger RNA from Triticum aestivum (bread wheat), 1682 nucleotides. RefSeq names its product E3 ubiquitin ligase PARAQUAT TOLERANCE 3-like. Lineage: Eukaryota; Viridiplantae; Streptophyta; Magnoliopsida; Poales; Poaceae. The coding region runs from base 84 to 1412 and encodes 442 amino acids. Gene Ontology annotation, biological process: protein ubiquitination; mRNA processing; ubiquitin-dependent protein catabolic process. The record is from RefSeq and is a predicted model, not a curated record. Gene Ontology annotation, cellular component: nucleus. Gene Ontology annotation, molecular function: zinc ion binding; ubiquitin protein ligase activity. The transcript has a single exon.